UUAAAGUAAGCAGUAAUAUCAGCGUAAAUUUUUACGAGAAGUUUACUAAUCAUAUAUUCAGAAAUGAAAAUGCUAGUACAGAUUACUCUAGCAUUGUCAGUUGUUGGAACAGUGCUUUGUCGACCCAAUUAUCGAGACGGAAUACCUAAUGGUUAUAGUGUACCGAAUCCGUGUGGAACCUCCGCUGUUUGGGAUCCAGUAGGUCAUAUGAACCCUUUCCAUCACACACACAGCAAAAACCCCUUUGGAACUGCUUAUAGUACAUUUGGGAGAUCAUGGUCAACUAUUUGUAAGGAGGAUACAGACAGAGAUGGUAAAACAAAUGGCGAGGAAUUAGGAGACCCCAACUGUGUUUGGACACCUGGUCAGACACCUGCCGGUAAAGCAAUUGGACACCCAGGUAUAUGUGAACCAGUUGGAAGUGCUGUAUGUUCUUGGCAAAACUUUAGAUGCGACUGUCUUGAACAUUGUUAGUUGAGAUUUUCACUGUUAAUCUAAUGCAUGUUGUUAGAUUAAUGCACAAAGAAUUUGUAAUAUCACAUUCUGUUUAUAUCUAGACCUACAUUCAAUAAAGAAACAUACAUAUUGUCA
This is a messenger RNA of Mytilus californianus (California mussel), 591 nucleotides long. RefSeq names its product temptin-like. NCBI's taxonomy places the organism in Eukaryota, Metazoa, Mollusca, Bivalvia, Mytilida, Mytilidae. The transcript is spliced from 3 exons. Bases 64 to 474 code for a protein of 136 amino acids. The record is from RefSeq and is a predicted model, not a curated record.